Messenger RNA from Clarias gariepinus (North African catfish), 2419 nucleotides. RefSeq names its product ECSIT signaling integrator (gene ecsit). Lineage: Eukaryota; Metazoa; Chordata; Actinopteri; Siluriformes; Clariidae. The transcript is spliced from 8 exons. Bases 446 to 1774 code for a protein of 442 amino acids. The record is from RefSeq and is a predicted model, not a curated record. Gene Ontology annotation, cellular component: mitochondrion.
CUUUCCCAGAGAACUCGUUUUCAUUUAAACUACUAAACCAAGUGGUUUCAAACACCACUAGUUCAAUUCGUAUGAAAGCUUGUGACUUAAUAUUGCAACACACGCAUAGACAGACACCUUUAGAAGUGACAUUGCACAUGACACAAGUUGACACACCGUUUCGAACCGCCACCUAGUGGCCAAACCGCGAACUCCAUGCUGUUAUUCUGAGGAACAAACGUCAAGCGGAACUCACUAGCGCGCGAAUGUUUCUCUUGCUUUAAGCGGAACGUGAGCGCUGACGGACCCGGAAGUCAUCAUGCCGGUCUAUUCGGAUGGAAGGAGGAGGUUUGACCGAUAUGUGCCUGAAUGUUAAACUAUGUGAUUCUUUAAAUCUGAACUCCUGAACAUCCCAAAUGAAGGAGGUUUACUCCAAGCAUCACAACAAGACAUGUUUUAAUUAGACAUGGCGAUGGCCAGAAGGUUACUCUUAAAAAUUAAUCACACUGGUUGCAUCACGUCUACGGUUAUACCUGCAGUUACUCGACUGGACCCACAGCUCUACUCUGCUCAUGUGCCAAGAUGGAUCCAUUGCAGUUCAGCGUUUUGCAAGAGCAAACCAGACAGUACAAAUCUUGAGGAAAUAAUCGAGCAUGAGACUGAGAAAAAGACGAAAUCUUUGGUCACACAUGAUGAGCUGUUUGAGCGAGCAGCCAGAGAUGCGAAGAGCAAAGCCAAUUUCAACCGAGUGGUGGACACCUUCAACAAGAAAGACAUCCGCAGGCGCGGGCACGUGGAGUUUGUUUACGCUGCCCUGAAGAAAAUGCCUGAAUUCGGAGUGGAGAGAGACAUCACAGUCUAUAACAAGCUCCUGGAUGUUUUCCCCAAAGAGGUGUUUGUGCCACGGAACUUUAUUCAGAGGAUGUUCAAUCACUACCCCAGGCAACAGGAGUGUGGCGUACAGGUGCUGGAGCAGAUGGAAGGUUACGGAAUUAUGCCUAACAUGGAAACAAAAGUCCUCCUGGUUCAGAUCUUUGGAGAGAAGAGCCACCCGAUGAGGAAGUACCAGCGCAUCAUGUACUGGUUUCCCAAAUUCAAGAACCUGAAUCCAUUCCCAGUGCCUCUUGAGCUCCCACAAGACCCAGUGGACCUUUCUCGCUUCAGCCUCACACGCAUUGCUAAUGACCUGGAUGCUAAAAUUACAGUGUAUCAGCUUCCCUCGACACAUAUCACAGAGACAGGAGAGGAGAUCUUACACCCACAUAUCGUUGGCAUCCAGAGUCCAGAGCAGCGCAUUCUGCUGGCCAAGCACAACCCAAACAAACCUGUGUUUGUGGAAGGCCCCUUUCCUCUGUGGCUCAGAAAGACCUGUGUACAUUAUUACCUGCUCAGAGCUGACCCGAUCCCUCCUGAGGAGCAGAUAGAGGAGGAGCUCGAUCCCGAGUUAGUUGGUCCAGAGCAGAGCUUUUUCUUUCCUCAGUAUAUUGAACUUGAUCUUAGGAAAGAUCUGGGAGACGAUGACAGCUUUGAUGUGGAUGAUGUGGUGGAAGGAGCGGUCUAUGCCAUGUGCAUGACAGGACAGGGUGAUCAGGCUACGCUAGCACAGUGGAUCAAUGGACUGCAGGAGGACAACCCAGUCUUAGGACAGGUUCCCACUGUGUUUCGCCUGGAUUCUGGAUUCAGGGAAUUGCAGAAGGUCGAAGAUGUUCGCUAUGAUUCUGAACAACAUCCAGGAGCUGAAGAAGAGCACAUCAUACAAGAUGAAGUUUUGCACUCACAGGGUAUGAAGCAGUGAUGGCAGCAGUCGAGUGUGUGUCAAGGCCUAGACAAAGGCCUUGGGUCCUGGUUUGUUCUUUGAGCAACUGAAUGGUGAUAACCUUAUUUGUUAAAUAAGCAAAGAUAAUUUGGCUACAACAAUAUGCUUCAUGUAAGCUGUCAGUUCAGAUAAGACUAUAAUUUCUUUUUUGAAUUUGCAUGGAGGUGUGCAGAUUUGACCAAGAUGGACUAUGUUUAAAAGUAUAAUAUAUAGAACUGCAACUGGUGUUAAGAUAAUUUCAAGAGAAGGGUAUCUCCUUUAUACAUCACUAUUCUGUUUCUGCAUGGCCUUUGGUGGAAACAUCAGCAACAAGAUUCUGAAGAAGAUCAAACAAUAAUGAACAGGACAUUUCAGAGGAAUUUAUAAGUAAAUUCUGCAAAUCUAAGAAUAGUGUUUAAUCUCAUUUUCAUCUCAUGUAAAAAGAAAUGAAAGUAAAAUGUGCUGUAUUAGAUUUGACUAAAUAUGAUUAACAACAGAUGGGAGCCAGAGAGAAUAUAAGCAGCAUUUCAAAGCUGUAUUACUGAAACUGGUUAUAAUAAAGCAGAUUACUGUUCCAGUACAUUUCUGAUGUAGAUUUCGGUUUAUGUUUUUAAAAAAGCUAAAUAAAGCAAAAGAGCUUUUGAG